This is a messenger RNA of Phlebotomus argentipes, 974 nucleotides long. RefSeq lists its product as uncharacterized. Bases 165 to 797 code for a protein of 210 amino acids. Gene Ontology annotation, biological process: negative regulation of translation; oogenesis. Gene Ontology annotation, molecular function: zinc ion binding; mRNA binding. Gene Ontology annotation, cellular component: perinuclear region of cytoplasm. The record is from RefSeq and is a predicted model, not a curated record. NCBI's taxonomy places the organism in Eukaryota, Metazoa, Arthropoda, Insecta, Diptera, Psychodidae. The transcript has a single exon.
AUUUAUAAAAUUUUGUGGCGUCGUUUGUGUAGCUGUGAAAAAUUUUCGUGUAUUUUCUGUUUUUUUUCCUGACUUUCCCAGUCAAAACCUAAUGGAAUUGAGCUAAAGAGCUCCCGGAAAAUCCUCUGAACACUUCAGCACGCACAGCGGAUCGCUCCUGAGCGAUGGAAUUCUUCUGUGAGAAUCGCUUCAACAACAUCCCGGUGGAUGUGGAGUUUCACAUGAAUGGCAGGGAUGCGGGUGAAUUUGAGGGAUCUCCACCCGUGAUCACCCCCAUUGGGACUCCGCCGGACUCCUUGGAACACGACUGGGAGCUGCUGAAUCGUGAGAUUUGCAGUUUCAUCGAGGACACCCAGGAAACCACUGAAGUGCCGCCGCCGCCACCACCGCCUCUUCAGCAGGGAGAGUUUGCGGAUUGGCAAUUCUUUGAGGGCGUCCUCCUGUAUCAGGCAUGUCAGGAGGAGCUUAUCUAUCGGGAGUUGAGCCAGGAGCUGAGGCAGCAGCAGCUGAAGGUGCAGAAGAAGGUGAAGAGGCAGAAGAAAUCCAAGGAAUAUUGCGUCUUCUGUUUCAACAACAAGGAGUCUCCGCAAGUGUACUUGAGCCACUCCGUAAAGGAUGCCUUCGACAACGUUGUCUGUCCACGGUUGUUCAAGUAUGUGUGUCCCAUUUGUGGCCAGUCUGGCCGGAAGGCGCACACCACCAAGUACUGCCCGGAGAAGCCGAUCGUCACCAUGGAGCUGGCUGACCAGCUGCACAAAAAGAAGCUCAACAGGAUGAACACCGGAUACAGCAUGUAAUGUUCCCAAUGCAUUAGCAUAAUCAAUUAAUUGAUUUCAUCAGUGCAUGAUCUAUAUUUAUUACACUGCAGUGUAUUCGUAUUUUCGUACAGUUUCUUGUGUAUACAUUUUACACCUUGAAUCAAAAGUUGAAAUAUUUUUAUAAUCGAAUUCGUUUGUGUGUAAGUGAAUAAAGUG